Molecule: messenger RNA, 2193 nt
Organism: Stylonychia lemnae
Lineage: Eukaryota; Ciliophora; Spirotrichea; Sporadotrichida; Oxytrichidae
Source: the annotation of a GenBank genome assembly
AUGGACAGCCGUUUAGACUUACUUUUCAAGGCUAAAAGUAUAUUUUUGCUUUAAUCAUCAUCAAACUGUGAAAUAUGCAAUCUUGAUCUGGGAUUUGAUAUUGCAUUUGGAGGAAGUACUGAGGUAAAACCACGAAUAGGAAAAGUAAAGGCUAUUCAUAGUUAGAAAUUACGUCUUAAAAAUGAAACCUCUGGAGGAACUUAUAACGUUCUACAUAAUACUGAUCUUGAAAUUGUCAAAUGUGGUCUGGAGCAUUUGAAUUAUAAAAAUAAGAAUGAAUCAGCAUUGCUAGACACUGAAAAUCUUUAUUGCAUAAAAGACAAAUCAAAGCUAAAGAUUGGAGGAGCAUUUGCAACUAAUAAGUUAGAAUAAAUCGAAUUACUUCUUCAACCUUGUACUAAUAGUACAAAUAGUUCUCUAGUUUGUGCUCCUCAGGAGGAAAUAGAUUCCACUCUAUUUAAAGUAAAUAAAAAUAUUCAUGAAUAACUCAAAUAGAUCAACUUCAAUCUAAGAAUGGUGAAUCAGCAUUUUGACUUUUUAGAUUUUGAGACUCCUAUCAAACCUUACAUUGAAGAUCGAUACUAUGUGCCCAUAAAUCCAGGAUACCAAAAAACAACUAAUAUUUUGAUUAGAAGAAAUCAUGCUCAGCUAAACGAUUAAUACCUCCCAUUUUAAGCUGAAGUUGAGAGAGAAUUCGCUUCAGUUGAAAAAGUGUUUAACUUCAUGACAUAUCCAGAUUACUUCUGUACAAAUUGCUUAGUCAGAGUAAUCUUAAGGAUAGAUUUAGACUAGGAUAUUUACAACAGACAAGUAUACAAUUUUACUGAUCUCAUUUCAGAACUUGGAGGAUUUUAUAGUGCUCUAUUUGCUUUGGGAGCUAUCCUAGUCUCAAACAUUAGUGAGAAUAUCCUCUACUCUCAGAUUAUAAAGGAGAUAUAUUAAUAGAAGGUAAAUAAAAACCAUAAAAGUGAUAAGAAUCCUUAGAAAAUACUAAGUUCUUUCUUCAAUGAAACAUGGAAAAAUCUUAAAUCUAUUCAGAGCAAAAGAAGCUCUUCGAUGAAUCUUGGUUAGUUAUAUUAAGAUCCUAGCUUAAUUGACACUUCAACAAUAGAUAAAUAAUCUCCAAGAAGGAAAAAAUAAAGUUUGCUAGAAGCAAUAAUUAAUGAAAUAUCUAAUAGAUCGAACCUCAUAUUCAAAAUUAGAGACCUCUUAAGAGCCUCCUUUGGGCAUAUUAGCGAUAAAAAACUAUCAUAACUCAAGCAUUAGGAAGAGUAUCGGAAUCUGUAUUUACUUAAAAAAGGAGUUAAAAAACUAGACAGUGAAUUCGAUGCAAUUUCUUUAUUCAGGCUAAUGAAGUAAGUCAAACUCUUACUAAAGGUUCUUCUAAACCCAACUCAACAACUCAUGCUUGCAUUUUAAAAGAAGAACAUUCUUGACUCAGAAAGUAGUGACAAUAAUUCAGAGCAUGAUGAUGUAAAGAUGGUUAAGAAGGUAAAAAGUAAAAACUAGUUUAUCAAACUUAUGGGAAUUGGAAAGAUGAAAGAACAGCUAAGCUCUUACUUGGACAACAUAAAAAGCAAAAAUAGAAAAAUAGAUAUAAGACUAUUGAUGGGCUUAUUAAAAAAGGAGAUAGAACCUUAGUAGCAUGAUAUGACAUUUUUAGAGAAAGUAAAAGCUAAGUUUAUUACAAAUAACAGUAGACUUGACUAGAUUGACAAAGAUCAGGGAAACCAAAAUAGUAUAUCAUAGAAAUUCGCAUAAUAUAUGAUAAUGACUACAAUUAAUAAUGAAAAGUAAGUCAAAACUACUACCCAUGAAUCUAUUAAAAAAACUAAGAAAUUAUAUCAUAAUAGGAAACAUAGUCGAUCUUAAGUUUAAGGUAUUGGAAACUCAGAAUUUAGUAAUUAAAGUUAGGCUUAUGAUUAGAAUUCAAAGGAUGAAGAAUUAGAACUUAUGGAAUUAGUUGAUAAAGAACUACAAAAUAUGACAGCAUAGAAAUAAGAUUAAGAAAGCUAUAAAAGUUUCUAGUCUUAAGAACAAAAUUAUUCUCCAUUCAUUAAAUAAAAAAGGAAUUAGCUCUUUAAUAAAGAAAAAGAUAAUAGUGUAAUGGGAAUUAAUAACUCUAGAACUUUAAAAGAUGAAAUAAAAUACAAGCAAUCAAAAUCAACCCUCUAAAGUCUAGAAUCCUAAUGA